Aspergillus ruber CBS 135680 is the source of this 278-nucleotide messenger RNA. RefSeq lists its product as uncharacterized. NCBI's taxonomy places the organism in Eukaryota, Fungi, Ascomycota, Eurotiomycetes, Eurotiales, Aspergillaceae. The record is from RefSeq and is a predicted model, not a curated record. The transcript has a single exon. Bases 69 to 242 code for a protein of 57 amino acids.
GCCGGUAGCAUUUUGUCUCCAUCCGAUUUUCAGAAUUCCGCUGAGAUACCAAUCCGGUCACGUGGGGAAUGAGGUCUUCCGAAUAUGGUAGGUUACGGUCGUGGGUAGGUUUGGCAUGGGAGUCUCACCAACGAUACGUCCGAUUUGCUCAGAUUGUUCGAUGCACCUCAGUGUAUAUGGGUGUCAUACUUGCAUGGGACUAUGUUUUGGGUGCAACGUACGGCAUGAUUCUUAGGGCUUAAGUUGGAUAGCAAUCAAAUCUAUAAUUUCCAUAGGCA